CUCUUAAGCCCCCCAAAAAGCCGAACCCAUACCCUCAGCAAGCCACGAACACCUCAGGAUCCCCCUCCGUUUCUCCCCGCAGCCAUCGCGGGCUCUCCCCGCGGCGGGGCCGCUCCGCUCCUCCCCGGGUCAGCUGACGGCGGCGGCGGCGGUCCCGUCAUGGCCGCCCGGAGCGGCGCGGCUGAGGCGCUGGUCCUGCUUCUCCUCUGCUUCGGAGCCCUGGAGGGAGCAGCGGGCUCGGAGCCGCCGCUCAAGUGCGAGGAGCUGCGGCUGGGGCAAUAUAUGUGUGAUGAGCCUAAAAUAGACAAUAGCACACAAGAACCAAUGAAUUGCACAAAUCACACAGCAUAUGUUCAAUGUCUGCCAGCACCAAAUAUUACUUGCAAAGAUCACCUUGGCAUAGAGAAAGUCUUUACGGGACAUGAAGUUGGAUUUUACAAGCCCAUUGAGUGUCGCAAUGUAAAUGGAUACUCCUACAAAGUGGCAGUGGCUCUGUCCUUAUUUCUUGGAUGGUUGGGAGCAGAUAGAUUUUAUCUAGGAUAUCCUGCAUUAGGUUUGUUAAAGUUCUGCACUGUAGGGUUUUGUGGAAUUGGGAGCCUAAUUGAUUUCAUACUUAUUUCAAUGCAGAUCGUUGGCCCUUCCGACGGCUCCAGCUACAUCAUCGAUUAUUACGGGGCCAGGCUGACCCGGCUCAGCAUCACCAAUGCAACCUUCAGGAAAAUGCAGACCUACCCCUAAUAUCCCUAACUCUGGCAGGGAGUGCCACAAAUCCACAGGUGCAGCUGGUUUUUACAGCUGGAUCCACUGGAAUUGCUGAGGAUUUGCUGAUCACCCCUCGUCAGAACGGAAUAUUAAAUGCACGGUGAACAAAGAUGAUAAAAUGUGAAAGUUCCUCACGUGGACAGGUUUACCUCAAAGUGGAACUUUGGGACUGCUCUGUUUCUGGGAGCAGAGGGUUUUGUUGCUGAGUUACAUCAUCUGUGAAACGUGCAGACUGUUGCAAUUUGCACUGGAGUUGUGUCUGUUUCAUUUAGAGUGUUACAGAGAGCUGCAGAGAGAGUUGUUCAUAAUAAAUAUGCAGAUAUUUAUUCCAUUGAAAUUUAUAAGAGUUUUAGCAUGGAUACACCUGGGGGUCUGUCCAUGUGGCAGUUUGGAAAUUUACUUAAAUAUCCCCAACCACACAAACUGCCUUUUUUUUCCCCAUCCUGUUAAGACCCAAAUCUUAGGCUGGUGUAGCCUGUGAAAUUGUGUUAAUUAAAACAAUUAUUUCUUUAAAUUUUAGUCAAGUUGCAAAAUUUGGUCAAGUUCUGAUCGACAGUAGAAAUAUGGAUGUGUACCAAAAUAGAACUGUAGAUGACAUAUCACAAAAAAAGAAGGGUGGAUGUUGGGGUGCCCUGAGGUUAGAAGAACAAAUAAUUGUACUGCUUAUUUUGUUUUUUUUUUUCUUUCCUCUCUUGCAACCAUCCAUAGUGAAAUAAAUAUCUUUUUUCUUCUGAAAA
Molecule: messenger RNA, 1499 nt
Organism: Camarhynchus parvulus
Lineage: Eukaryota; Metazoa; Chordata; Aves; Passeriformes; Thraupidae
Gene: TM2D1
Product: TM2 domain containing 1
Exons: 6
Coding region: 160-738 (192 amino acids)
Source: RefSeq, a predicted model, not a curated record